CUCUUCAGUCUCCUCGCGCCAACGACCACAUCCCACCGAACACCGAUCAAGGUAAACCUGUUCGCUGCUCCGCCAGAAGCCGAGGUCGAGCUGUUCACGGCAGCGAGCAUGCACCACGAUCCCAACCCCUUCGACGAGGGCGCCGACGAGAACCCCUUCUCGAAUGGAGGCGGAGGAGCGCGUGGCGGAGGCGUCAAGCCGCAGUACGGGUUCCGGCCGACGGAGCCCGCGGGGUUCGGCGGCGGCAGGGGCGAUGCGACCACCGACAUCCCUCUGGACACCAUGAACGAUUCGAAGGGCAAGGCGAAGGAGCUGUCUCAGUGGGAGUCAGAUCUCAGGAGGAGGGAGUCGGAUAUCAGGAGGAGGGAGGAAGCUCUCAAGAGCGCUGGGGUGCCCAUGGAGGACAAGAACUGGCCGCCUUUCUUCCCAAUCAUCCACCAUGAUAUUGCCAAUGAGAUACCAGCAAACGCUCAGAAGUUGCAGUAUCUUGCGUUUGCGAGCUGGCUUGGUAUUGUGCUUUGCCUCUUUUGGAAUUUUAUUGCUGUCAUAGUCUGUUGGAUCAGAGGGGGAGAUUCUAAACUAUUUUUCCUGGCUACCAUCUAUGGUAUGCUUGGCAUCCCUUUGUCCUACUUGAUGUGGUAUAGACCUCUGUACCGAGCAAUGAGAACUGACAGUGCUUUCAGCUUUGGAUGGUUUUUCCUUUGUUACCUGCUCCAUAUUGGUUUUUGCAUAUUUGCUGCCAUUGCUCCUGCAGUUGUAUUCCGUGGAAAAUCAUUAACGGGUAUACUGGCAGCGAUCGACACCUUUUCUGAUCAUGCAAUAGUUGGGAUCUUUUACUUUGUCGGAUUUGCCUUGUUUUGCUUGGAGACACUUGUGAGCAUAUGGGUUCUUCAGAAAGUAUACAUGUACUUCAGAGGGCACAAGUAGGCUAUGGAAGCACUUGCAAUAGUCAACCAACUACCAUCUCAUCUGAUUGCCAUGUGGUUUUGUAUGUUAGGACAACGUAUAUUUUUCCGUUUGCAUUGUGGAGGGUAAGUACGACUAUAUGUAUAAUUUUCGGUUUGCAUGGUGGAGGGUAAAUACGACUAUAUUGUAGCGUCUCUCUCGACUGAUCUGUUUUUAACCCCAAUUCUUUGCUCAUAUACAAAUUGUGCUUUGUAUGCACUUUUGUUUGCUACCAAGGCUGCACAUUGUAUGCACUUCUGUUGGUGCCUUAAA
Molecule: messenger RNA, 1218 nt
Organism: Zea mays
Lineage: Eukaryota; Viridiplantae; Streptophyta; Magnoliopsida; Poales; Poaceae
Product: SC3 protein
Biological process (GO): protein transport
Cellular component (GO): recycling endosome membrane; trans-Golgi network membrane
Source: RefSeq, marked validated